Trypanosoma rangeli is the source of this 2028-nucleotide messenger RNA. RefSeq names its product group II trans-sialidase superfamily. The transcript has a single exon. The record is from RefSeq and is a predicted model, not a curated record. Gene Ontology annotation, biological process: ganglioside catabolic process; oligosaccharide catabolic process. Bases 1 to 2028 code for a protein of 675 amino acids. Gene Ontology annotation, cellular component: intracellular membrane-bounded organelle; cytoplasm; membrane. NCBI's taxonomy places the organism in Eukaryota, Euglenozoa, Kinetoplastea, Trypanosomatida, Trypanosomatidae. Gene Ontology annotation, molecular function: exo-alpha-sialidase activity.
AUGCCCAUGAUGUACCGCCAGCUGUUUUCUUAUUCGGGGCUACUUCUGCUGUGUGUGAUGUGCUUUGCCAGUACAGCUGUGCACGCUAAGGAAAGUAAACCAAAGGAAAUGCAAACACAAGAGCCUCUCUCUCUUUUGGUGCCGAAUCAAACAUAUGUGAAAACACAAGGUUUAUUUGAUGUAAGGGAAAAUUUUUCCUACCCUUCCCUCGCCAGUGCUGGUGGAGUGUUGGUUGUGCUUGCCGGGUGUGAGAUCGCCUGUGAUAUUUACGAUGUAGAUCCUUGGGUCAUUUGCGCCGAUAUUGUGGCGGGGUACAUUGACUCUGCGGAGAACUGGUCCUCUUUGGCCGAUGACGUCCGACUAAACAAAUGGAGGGCGUACAGCAUCUUUAACACGGUCACGGAACAGGAUAAUAUGUCCUACAUGAUACGCACGUCAAAACCCACAACAAUUGCAAAGGGCAACAAGGUCUUUCUACUUGUGGGAUACUAUAAUAGGAUAUAUGAUCCUUCCUGCGACGGGCCGUUUAAAAUAUCAAAGGAUCUUGUUUUGCUCGUGGGUGAUGCCACGCAAGAUAAAGUCAUCAAAUGGGACCAACCCACCUGGAUUUUGCGACAGAUCGAACCAUUUGCUAAACAACGUGGCCUAAAGGAAUUUGUUGGUGGCGGUGGCUCAGGCAUUGUGAUGGAGGAUGGCACGUUUGUGUUUCCUGUGACGGCGAGGAGGGGAAAACAAGACAUUUUCUCCAUGAUUAUUUAUUCGAAGGACGACGGCAAUAGUUGGGUGCUUCCACAGGGGAUGCUCCCCGUGGGGUGCACUGACCCCCUCAUCGUUGAGUGGGAGCAGGGGCAGCUUCUCAUGAUUGCCAAAUACAAUUCUCUCUCCAAGGUGUUCGAGUCGAGGGACAUGGGGGCAACGUGGACGGAGGCUGUCAGGACAAUCACACGCGUGCAGCCCAUGUUGUUACCAAACUCUUUGCAAACAGCUGAGAGAGUGGGGUCCCUCACCACUGCGACCAUUGCUGGAAAGAAGGUCAUGCUGUACACUCAGAAAGGGAUUCCCCCUGGGCCCACGGUGCAAGCCACCGCACUCUACCUUUGGGUUGUUGACAACAGCCGUACGUUUCAUCUCGGGCCCAUUUCCAUGGACACUGCAGAGGAGGUGACGUCUGGCAACACCUUGCUCUAUUCGAAAAAUGCGUUGCACCUUUUAGAAGAGAGGAACAAUUUCAUGGAAAUCCGCUUCGUUCUUUCCCCCCUAACGCAUGCGCUGAAGACGAUUAAGUCCGUCUUGAAGACUUGGGCAAAAAUGGACUCCUUCCUCUCCAACUCGUCGGUGCCCACGGCCCGUCUGGUUGGGUUCUUGUCGGAUGCAUCGGGUGAUGGGAAUUGGAACGACGCGUACCGUUGCUUGAAUGCAAUUGUGACCAAUGCAACGAAGGCCAGAGAUGGCUUUAAGUUCACAGGGUCCGAAUCAUACGCCAUGUGGCCUGUGAACAUGCGGAAGUAUCACCAUGUGCACGGCUUUGUGGAUUACGAGUUUGCGCUUGUGGCGACGGUGAGGAUUCAUAAGACUCCGAACGAGGGCGUUCCUCUGCUGGGUGCGGCUCUGGAGGACAAGGGAAACACGACGUUUGUGGGGCUGUCGUACACGACGAAGAAACAGUGGGGGACAGUCUUCAACGGCAUCACGACAACACACAACAGCACUUGGGAGCCGGGGAAGGAGUACAAAGUGGCGCUCAUGCUGCGGGGCAAAAGAAGCUCCGUGUACGUGGACGGCGUGCUUGUGGGGAAUACUAACAAACUACCAACCCUUGAGUCACGGGGGCACCAUAUCUCUCAUUUUUACUUUGGUGGCGGCGAAAACAGCAGUGUUACAGUAAAUAACGUCUUUUUGUACAACCGUCCACUGAAUGCCAUUAAACUCAAAGCGGUUGAUGAUUCCUAUGCUUCUGAGCAGCGUGCAGCCGACAGUUCCAAAGCAUCUGGGAAACGUACAGGUAACAGUUCCAGUGCGUCUGAGUAA